CUUCAGACUUCUUGGCCCGCUCUUCCAUUUCCAGGUGUGUAUGAGAGAAAGCCGAUCCAAAGGCUACACCGACAGCAAGUGCUGGGUGACUCCCAACCAGAGAUGCCAGAUCGACAAGGCAAUAUUUCCUUGGAUACAAGCUAAAAUUUCCCUUUUCAACCAAGAACUUCCAUAUUUCUUACGUUUAGGAAUUAAGAUCAUACAAAACACUAAAUUAUUUGUACACAUUCAGGGUCAAAAAUACGAAAUUAUUUAUUCACAUUCAGGGGCAAAAAACGUAAAAGCUAAUAUUUCUCUCCAUAAUUUUCCCUUUUUAGCGAUUUUUCUUCCGUCAUAGUCAAAAUUUCUCUAAAACAGAAAUUUCCCUGCAUCUGGCACCUCUGCUCCCAACUCAAGCUCAAGCUCAAGCUCAAGCCAGCAGUCGCUAGACCUUAGCUAGAUAAUAUACUGUUGCCAAUCAAGUUAGAGAACUCUCCCCUUUCUCCCUACCUUUGUCUCUCUUUUAAUUAACUUAACCCUAACCAAACUGGCUAAUAUGACUUUGUUGAGGUGACAUGUUCCUCAGAACACUUCUGACCAACAGUGCAGUUAAGUUAGGUUAGGUUACGUUACACGGUUAGAGAGAGAGAGAGGGGGUGGAAGAGAGUCUGGCUAAGACUGCUGGCAACCUACAAAUCGCGCCAGCUGACAGCCCAGUGACGGGAUACCUUCUCUUCGGCAUUGCCAUAGUUUCAUCCUGAAGGGAAUUUUGUGUCCUGCUUCCCUUCAGUGUUACGUUCAGGACGUUCAGCUCUCUGCAGAAGGAAAGCGUUGUUAUUGUUAGGGCCGCGAAGAAGGAAAGCGUGUUUGUUUUGCUUGUGAAUCUGUCAUUUUGAUCUUGGUGCUCGGGUGGCUCGGGAUCACCACAGUCACCACUGAUUCUAUUAUAAGCUAUGGCAAGAAGGAUGUGAAUAACAAGACGACCUUUUAGCACUUGUUAUAGCACAGUAACACCGUGAUGGGGAAGCUGAUUCCAGACUGUAUUAUUGUUAUCAAGACCAGCGUGUAGCGGCACUCCUGACCUAUCUAUAGCAUCAGUAGCAAGAUUUAGUCUACAAUGUCAUACCGUAAGCUUAGUUCGCUGCCCCUCCAGGAUUAUGUCAAGUCCAGCUUAUCCAAGACAUCACUCAGGACUGUCAAGGAUGUCUUGCUGUUGUCACCACUCACAGUGAUGAAUAUGCUUCACCUGAGUGCUGACCAGUGCAAGGAAUUAAUGGACUACCUCUUCAGCCUGUGUGUUCCUCCAAAACUCAGUGCCUAUGAGAUGGAGGAAAUGGAGCAGCACAACAGCAUCCCUCUGGGCAGCAAGGCCCUGGACACACUCUUGCAUGGCGGCCUCUUGUCUGGCUCGCUCACUGAGUUUGUGGGUCCCCCCGGUGUUGGCAAGACUCAGUGGUGUCUGUACAUCACCACCAAGUUAUUGACUGCUGCCAGGGGAGGAGUCCACCCAUCAGCAAUAUACAUAGAUACAGAGUCUGCUGUAAGGCCUGAGAGGAUUGUGGAGAUGAUGACAAACAGAUACCCAGAACUUUCAUCAGACAUUCCACAGCUCCUCUCCAGAAUUCACAUGUUUCACCCUAAGACGGCCGCCUCCAUGCUGGAAAUACUGGAGUCCCUGGAGUGUGUAGUGGUGGAGAAGGACGCUGGAGUGGUAAUAGUGGACUCCAUCGCCUCCAUGGCUGUCUCUCUGUCGUCUACGCAGCCCAAAGCCAGCCAGCUGUCCUCCUGGGCCUCCAAACUCAAGUCACUGGCUCACCGACUAAAUAUCUGUGUCGUCGUUACCAACCAGAUCACUACAGUGCAUGAGCCAGUUCCGUCUGAGCUGUCCCUGGGCGGGGAGCCUCGGCCGCAUCCCCGGCAUCAGGUGGUGGACGGGAGGGAGUCUGCACUGAACCAGGAAGACAGAGAGGUGGAUCCAGCAGCCCCUGAGCCACACGUACUGGACCACAUGGGGGAGGGCAAGUCUGGCCGAGUGUGUGCCAUCCCGGCUCUGGGUAACACCUGGACUCACUGCAUCACUACACGACUCAUCCUGCAGUACUGUGCAGACUCAGCAGCCAGGCAGAUUGUGAUUGCUAAGUCUCCAGUUUCUCCAUUUGCUGUCUUCAGCUACAUCAUCACACAAGGCGGCAUCACCAUUCAAGAGAAGGAUUGCUGCUACUCUUACUCUGGACAAGACCCAGGCCAGUUCAGGAUCCGAGUGCAGGAAGGCAUACCUCUGGACACGGCCUGACACACUUACCCACUUGACCUCCCUUCUGCCUUCCUCUUGAAAUAAACUGACAACUACUC
Molecule: messenger RNA, 2331 nt
Organism: Portunus trituberculatus (swimming crab)
Lineage: Eukaryota; Metazoa; Arthropoda; Malacostraca; Decapoda; Portunidae
Product: DNA repair protein RAD51 homolog 2-like
Exons: 12
Coding region: 1097-2272 (391 amino acids)
Biological process (GO): double-strand break repair via homologous recombination
Cellular component (GO): Rad51B-Rad51C-Rad51D-XRCC2 complex
Molecular function (GO): DNA binding; ATP binding; ATP hydrolysis activity
Source: RefSeq, a predicted model, not a curated record